AUGCCGUUAAAUACUACCAUAGCCCUAACGUUGCUGCUGUCAUCCAAUGCCUCUAAAAUGGCCAACGAAACUACAGUUGCAUCACCACAGAUGGUGGACAAUAGAUUUGUUUUUAAAAUUGUGCAGAACCUUCAACAGUUGUAUGAGUUUAGGAAUUUUGUGUUUUUCAUUUCUCCCCGAUUGGCCAUUGAGAGUGAAAUUGCCGACGAUUUUUUACAAGGAUUUUGGAAAAUGUUUCCCUUUAUUCCCACUGUAAUGAUGCUGAACAACAAAGAGUCUAUGAGGGGAUUUCUGGGCACUUCAUCACUGUGUAUGGUACUGACAACACAUCUUGAAGAUCCUAUCAUGGAGGUGGCUGCUUUGUCUAUGAAGGGUGUGCGUUUACUCAAGACCAUAUUUAUUCUAUUUCCCCAAAAACUAGAAAAAGCAAAAGCUGCGAAAGCUGCGAAAGCUACUGAUCCUUUUCAAGAGCAUAAAUUCUUCGAAGACCUUGGGGUGUUAUAUCACUGGAUAUGGAAGAAACAAUUCAUCAAUACUCUGCUCAUAACCAUUCACAAUAAUGUCUUCAUUCAGGAACCCUAUCCCUUGCGCAAGUUGGUAAACAUCACCAACAACUGGAAUGUCCAUAGUUUCUUUGUCAACUAUCGUGACAACUUUAAAGGAUAUGUCAUACGUACACCUUUGCGUCAUGACUUGCCAAGGAUAUUUUACAUGACGCGACUACCGAAUGGCAGCAAACGUACACAUCGUGUGAGUGGGGUUUCCGGCAAAUUGUUCAUGGCCUUUUUGGGUCACAUCAAUGCAACCUUUGAUGAAUACUACAAAGAUGGCAAGGAAACUGAGCCGGUUCAGCUGGCGAAAAUCAUAGAAAUGGUGGAGAGCGGUGAAUUGGACAUCAGUCUACAUUCCUAUACGGACAUGCUAAAGUCAACUGCCGGCAAUAGCUAUCCCAUCGGCAUCAAUGACUGGUGUUUCAUGGUACCCUUUCGAAAUCAGUCCCCGGAACAUCUUUACCUGCAGAAAAGUUUUCAGAGCUACACCUGGUUGCUGAUAUGCUUUAGCGUCCUCUAUAUUGCAAUUGGAAUUUGGCUUUGUACUCCUCAAGAUCAGCACAACUUAAGUUUAGCCUUUUUACAAGCCAUAAGCUCCAUGCUUUUGAUUAUGCCUUUGAGGAUUUUGACAUUACCAAUUGCUCGCAUACGUUUCAUCUAUGUGUUACUCUUUCUCUUAGGAUUUCUCGUCACCAACUUGUAUGUCUCGAAGAUGGCCAGUUUUUUGACGGCCUCACCCACCGUUCCACAAAUCAGUACUAUCCAGGAUAUCAUAGACGCCAAACUGGGCGCCAUGAUAAUGGCCUAUGAAUAUGAAAUACUCAAGGAGUUUAAUUGGCCCAAACAGUUUAUGGAUCUGGUUGUCAAUGCCACUAAACCGGUUAUGGAUAAGCACAGGGAUCGCCUUAACACUUCGUAUGGCUAUGCCACGCAAACAGAUCGCUGGGUCUUUGCCAAUAGGCAACAGCGGUAUAUGAAGAAACCCAUAUUUCGACUUUCGGACACAUGCAUCGGCCCCUAUUACCAUGUUUAUCCAAUGUUGAGGGAUUCACAUUUGGCUCAACCUUUGGAGGCCUUUAUAGUGAGAUCCCUCGAAGCUGGUCUAAUACUUCAUUGGGAACGUGAGGCUUUCCAAGAUGCUUUGUAUUUGGGCUACAUGCGAAUGAUACCGGAAAAUUGUAGUAUAAUGGCUUUAAAAUUGGAUUUCUUUCGUUCCAUAUGGUAUUUAUGGUGGUUUGGCUUGAUACUGGGUAGUCUGGUAUUUUAUUUGGAGGUAAAACGGGUCACCUGGUGGAAAAUUAAAAAAUAUUCUCGCAAACUUUGUGAUAAAAUUCUUGAAUUAUAA
Messenger RNA from Stomoxys calcitrans (stable fly), 1896 nucleotides. RefSeq lists its product as uncharacterized. The transcript has a single exon. Lineage: Eukaryota; Metazoa; Arthropoda; Insecta; Diptera; Muscidae. The record is from RefSeq and is a predicted model, not a curated record. Bases 1 to 1896 code for a protein of 631 amino acids.